UUAUUGAAGUGCAAGUAUGCGAGAGAAAGCAUUAUAUUUGAAAUCUUUCAAAAUCUCACGAACGCAGAACUGGAAUUAUUGAUCGAUACCUCCAGAGCUUCCAUCUAUUGCUCAUUAAAUCGCUCGUAUCACUAGCCCGCGGUUAUCUAAGUCGAUCAACAGAGGGAGGAGAAGACCCAAAAUUUGUGGUAAUUGCAAUCAGAUGACGGAAGCCUAAACUGAAAUUGCAAGGGAAAACACCUGAUUGAAAAAAAUAAUUCAAUCAAUCCGAGGGAAACCCUAGCAUUGAAAGAGGAGAUUGUGUAAGAGAGCGAAACCCUACCGAUUUCAAUUACUGAAGAACGAAAUAAGCGGUUACAGUCAAUGAACUAAGAUGUUAUUCGAGAAACAGAGGAAGAUGUCCAUCGAUUCUGGUGCAGGGAAGAUACUGGAAGAAGGGUUCGAUGUGGUUUUUGAAUCGCCGGAACAACUCUGCGAUGAGGAGGUAGUGCAGCAAAGUUGUGAGCUUUCUCUCCACUUGCGGACUAUUCUAAGUGAUGCGUUUUGGCGAGAUGGGUGGCUACGGAUAAAUUACCCUAAGGUUAUCUUCUGUCCUACUAAAACUAAUUGCAAUUGAAGGUGAAAUUAAUUGGAUGAAAUUGAGACAAAUAUCAAAUUGGGGUGAAAUUGUAAAAUUUCGCGAAGUACGUAAUGGAACAUUAGGCCCAUCUACUUCAGGACAAAGAGCUCUCACGAGGAGACACACGCACUCAACACCCUGAACACUGGAGAAGAAAGGGAUAACCUUAACCCAUCAUUCAAUUUAGCACGCAUCUAAUCAUGCUUAUUAUCCAGUAAUUUUUUAUUAUAAAUUAAAAUUUAGGCAUGAUAAUUGGUGCCCAUUUCAGAAACAACGGUGAAAUUACCUCGUGAAAAAAGGAACAAGAUUUGUGUUAAUUUUACUGCGGUUUUGACAAAAGGGUGCUCUGUUUUUAUGUGAUGAAUGUGUUCAGUUUCGGUGUUAUCUUUAAAAUAAAUUGGAUUUUUCUUUUGAAAAUAAUUGAUCUUUCUGCUUCCAGAAAUGCGUUUCGUGUACCCCUCAAAACCUGGAAAAGUGACGUUGUCGUCGCCAGGACAGCGUAAAAACGCUACUAGACGACGUCGUUUUCUAUUCUCCCAACGUAAAUGAGUCUACCUUGUCUAUUUCUGUCAUUUCCUUGUGCUAACCCCCAAAACCUGCCUUUCGCGACUCCCGAGAACAACCCACCAUUGUCUUUCUUUCUUUCAGCUUCGAUUCUAAACACGCCCACACAACACAAAAUCCAACUUCCAUUUCACUAUACUCUUUGGUCAUUUCGCCGUCUCUCCGCCCCUAGCUUUCGCAUUUACACUUCAACCCUUCGAUCUCCAGAUAUUUUCACUCAUUUUUCGCCUUCAAUUUCGGGGCUUCACUUCAGACUAUAAUGCUCGUGGCCACAGAGAAUCGGGGCCCCUGGAGUUCGAGCUCGGUGUCGGAAUCUGUUUUGGUGGUUUAACGGAGAGGAUGGAGCUUAAAGAUUUUCACGACAAGCCUGGAGAGAGCCGUUCGGUGCCGUUUGACAUCGAUCUUAACGAGACUCCUCUAUCUUCUCCUCGUGAAACGUUCGUCUCUUCUACUAGAGAUGACUCUCUUGCGCCGCCGCCCGCCCAGGGGAGUGCAGGUGGUAAGGGUAGACUUGUGCUUUUGGACAUCAAUGCGUUGCCAACGGAGGCUGAGGGAGAAGAAAGUGGCGAAUUUGUGAAUUCUGGGUUACACUUUCACAGAAUAAGAAAGGAAUCAUUGAUGUUCUCAAGGACCAAGGACUUGAAAGAGUGUCAAGAAAAUUUGAAAAGCAGUAUUGCUGGCAAGUUCUCAUUCGGUGUAGAGAACAUGGAUGCUGAGGCUUUGAAGUUGAGGAGUAAUACAAGAGUUGCACACAUUAACUCGGGACCUGCUGAUGUUUAUGGAGCUUCUCAUUGUAAGGAUGGAUUUCCAAUUCAGUUUGAAGAUUUUUUUGUUCUUUCAGUGGGAGAGGUUGAUCCACGACCUUCCUAUCAUUGUACUAGCCAGAUUUGGCCUGUAGGCUACAGAUCCAGUUGGCAUGACAAGAUUACUGGAUCUCUUUUUGUAUGUGAUAUCUCAGACGGUGGUGAUUCUGGUCCAGUUUUCAAGGUUCAACGGUAUCCAUGUUCUACUCGGUCCAUUCCUACUGGGUCAAUAGUCCUGUCCAGGCCAAGCCUUGGCAUGGAUAAUAUUAAUAAAACUGAUAGUACUUUUGGCAUCAAUAACCACGAGGAUAUAAAUUUUCAGAUGAUAUUCUCAGACCCUAGCCCUCCACACCUGGAUUUUAAUAUUUUGACAGGUGUAGCAACUGCUGUGGAUGAAGUCUCUCAUUUUCAAUCAAUUUAUGACUUGCACACAAAUUCAACUUUCAUUGUACAGAAUGUUGGGAAACCUUCAUCUAAUAAUGGAAGACUAGGUGACGAUAUUGGUGAAUUUCUAGUGGAAGGGAGAUCAUCAUCUUCAGUUUGGAGAGCGGUGUCCGAGAAGCUGGUGCAUUCUUGUCAUGAGGUGUACAAACAGACUGGUGUAUGUAAAUUUUGUUGUAGACAUGCUUAUGAAUGGUCAUCAUGCAUGAUCAGCGAGACAGUUGAAGCUGUUGAAUCAACUGAUUCAUUAGCCAAGUUUUGCCAUAUGUCCGCUCCUUUACAUAUUCCUCAUCAUGUUGAAAGUGAUGAGGAGCUUACUACUAGUUGUGAAGCAUUGAUGAAGUGGUUAGCCCAGGACAGAUUCGGACUGGAUAUUGAUUUUGUGCAAGAAAUAAUAGAGCAACUUCCUGGGGUCCAUUCAUGUUCAGACUAUGCGUUGCUCAGUAAGAGAAGUGACAAGUCAAAUUUGCAGACUGUUGGAAAUGGGUUUCUUCUGGCUAAGAGGAAAUAUGAUGUGCAAAGUGAGAAAGAAGCAUAUAGCACGUUAAAUAGGUGUAAAAACCAUAGAAAGCAACUUCAAAAGGAUUUCUGUCCCCCUGGCAAGCCAUUGAGCUCAAAGCUUCCCACAGUUUUAGUUGGUGAUGUUCUUCAGUCAUGGGAGUUACUAUGGCGGUUCUCUGAAGUUUUGGGAUUAGAAGAGCCUUUAUCAUUUAAGGAUCUUGAAAAGGAACUUAUAGACUGUUGUUUCUCUACUCCUAGGAGUAGUUCUGCUUCAACAAUUAGUGGGAAAAGUCAACAUCCAUUAAUCACAGCUGAAACGGAAACUUUGGAAGAAGGUGCAAAACUGAAAUGGGCACCUGAUAGCAGUUGCACUGGCGAAACUUUGUCUAAAGCUCAUCUCUCACUGUUGAAAGUAUUGUUGGCAGAAUUACAGUCCAAGUUGGCUGGUUUUGUAGAUCCUACUCUUGACAGUGGAGAGUCUAAGUCUAGAAAGAGAAGGAAGAAAGAUGCAGAUCACUUGAUUAUUGCUUGGAAAUCAAUGCUUGAUUCACUGCCUAUAAAUGAACUUACUUGGCCAGAACUGGCUCGAAGAUAUUUAUUGACUGUCUCAUCCAUGGAGGGUAACCUUGAUUCUCUGGAGGCUGUAACCCGUGAAAGUUGCAAAGUAUUUCAUUGUUUGCAAGGAGAUAGUGGGGCACUUCAUGGUUCUCUUCCAGGAGUGGCUGUAAUGGAAGCAGAUGCACUGCUGCUUGCAGAGGCUACAAAGCAGAUCUUUGGUGCAUCGAAAAAUAUUAAUGACCACGUAACUAUGGAUUCCAAUGACUUUGAUGCACCCAGUUCAAGCAAUGAAGUUAGAGUGAAUGAUGGUGAAGUUCCUAAAUGGGCUAAACUGCUAGAACCUGUUAGAAAGCUACCUACAAAUGUCGGAGCAAGGAUUCGAAGGUGUAUUUAUGAUGCUUUAGCUCUUAAUCCACCAGAAUGGGCAAGAAAGAUUUUGGAACAUUCAAUUAGUAAGGAAGUGUACAAGGGAAAUGCUUCUGGACCUACCAAGAAAGCUGUUCUAUCACUAUUGGCAGAUGUGUGUGGUGAAAAUCGGCAGCAGAAACCUACUAGGAAGAGAAAAAGCAAGUGCAUAAGUUCUUUGUCUGAGGUGAUAAUGAAACAAUGUCGAAUAGUGCUUCGCCGUGCUGCUGCUGCUGAUGAAGAUAAAGUUUUCUGUAAUUUGCUGGGAAGAACCUUUCUUAACGCUUCUGAUAAUGAUGAUGAGGGACUACUUGGAUUCCCUACAAUGGUAUCCCGUCCUUUAGACUUCAGAACAAUUGAUCUGAGACUGGCCUUUGGGGCCUAUGGAGGAUCACAUGAAGCUUUCGUAGAGGACGUUCGGGAGGUUUGGCAUCAUAUACGUACGGCAUAUGCUGAUCAGUCUGAUUUAGUACAUUUGGCUGAUACAUUAUCCCAAAAUUUUGAGUUGCUUUAUGAAAAAGAGGUCCUCACGCUAGUCCAGAAACUUACAGGCUAUGCUGCUAUGGAGUGCCUGAGUUCUGAGGCCAAGAAAGAAAUGGAAGAGAUUCUUGAGCUUGUAAGCGAGAUUCCCAAAGCACCUUGGGAAGAAGGUGUCUGUAAAGCUUGUGGUGUAGAUAAAGACGAUGACAAUGUUUUGUUGUGUGACAAAUGUGAUUCUGGAUAUCAUACAUAUUGCUUAGAUCCUCCACUUGCAAGGAUACCUGAAGGAAACUGGUAUUGUCCUUCAUGCAUCAAUGGACAUUGCACCACGCAGGGUGCUUCAAAGGUUCCUCAGUUGCUUAGCCAGUGCCUGAAAAGAAAACGCCAAGGAGAGUUUACUCAUGGUGUUCUGGAUGCCCUCACACAUUUAGGUACAACUAUGGAAGUGAAGGAUUAUUGGGAGUAUAGUAUAGAAGAGAGAGUAUUCCUUCUUAAGUUUUUAGUUGAUGAGGUGCUGAACAAUUCUAAUAUUCGUGAAAACCUUGAUCGCUGUGCCUCAGUAUCUGCUGAUUUGCAGCAAAAACUGCGUUCACUAUCUAAGGAAUGGAGGAACCUGAAGUGUAGAGAAGAAGUCCUUGCCGAAAAGGCGGGAAAAGCGAGUACAGUAACGCUUAAUGGCAUUGGAAAACUGGGAAUGGAAGGUAUGAGUAGUAUGCUCCCAAACUAUGAAAAAUUGAUGGGACAGCCUCUUAAUAGUAGCAGUUUAUGUUUGAACCCCUCCAUUGAUCUGGUAUAUUUGGAGGAUGGUCCACAGGCUCACAGUUCAAAUGAGUUUACUAAACAACCAUACUGGUUAUACCCAAAAGUUGUUCCAGAACAACAUUCAACCAGCAGUGGAAGUCAAUUUAUGAAAAUUCCUGAUUCUGAAUGUCAAGUAAACCAACCUGAUUUGAAAGAGUUACAUGCCAGUAACCUUGAGGCAAUCGUCAUCAAGAAUAGGAUUUCCAUCUUGCGGGAUUCAAUUAACUGUCUGGACUCACAAUUACAAAAGGUAUCUCUGAGGAAGGACUUUUUAGGGCGGGACUCUGCUGGACGACUGUACUGGGUUUUUUAUAGGCCGGGUACAUCUCCAUGGGUGGUUGUUGAUGGUACAACAUUGGUGCAGCAAAAGAGCAUUGUCGAAGAGCACGGAAAACUGCUGUCUGACAAUCUGACUCUCAAUUCUUCUCCAACUGGAGGAGAGGAUCUGUUGAAGUUCAAAGAACCAAAUGCUUUUAGUUCAUAUUUAACUGAUGUGGCUAAUGGCGCUCUAGUAUCUUGUCAAUGGUUUUCUUAUGAAUCCGAUACUGAAAUUGAAGAACUUAUUCAAUGGUUGAUGGAUAGUGACCCAACACAGAGAGAGCUGAUAGAGUCUCUUUUGCAGCGGCUGAAAGUUGGACAUAAUAACUCCAAUAAAACUGGAGAUUAUGUUGAAGAAAUGUAUCAACCUACUGCAAUGCCCGUAAAUGUUGAAAAAACUGUGAAGUUGAAUGCUCUUAAGACUAAAGCUUCUUUUGCACUUGAGAAGAGAUAUGGUCCUUGCUUGGAACUGGAUGUCAACAACACUCCAGUAGAGUGGAGUCAAAAUGCAGAAGUAACUUAUGAUGAAAGAAUGUGCCGUUGUGAAUGCCUAGAGCCCAUAUGGCCUUCUAGGCAUCAUUGUUGCUCCUGCCAUUGGUCAUUUCCCACUAAGUGUGUUCUCAAGGAGCACAAUGAUGGAAAGUGCAGUUCAGCUUCACAUGCCUCUCAGAACAGCAAAGUGAUUGGUGAUGCCCUGAAAGGGAAGGCAACGUUGAAGAGUGAACAGGGAGAAUGUUCUGGCAAAAUGAGACAAUGCAAGUCUGGUAGUGAGGGGCAUGAGAUUGAGUUUGGGUUGGUUGGAUUUCCAAAGGACUUUUCAUCCCCUUACAACAUUGAAGAGAUAAGUGCCAAGUUUGUUAUUAGAAGCUCUAAUAAAGAAUUGGUGAAGGAAAUAGGCCUUCUUGGUUCAAAUGGCAAUCCAUUGUUUGUACCAUCUGCAUCUCCUUAUCUCAGUGACCCCACCUUGAAGUUAAUGACUUCCUGGGAAAACAAGGCUAGUUGGGGUGAUAGGUCCACAAGUGUGGAAAAUCAGUCUCAGCGAGCUGUUGAAGGAAACACAAUAGCCAGCAAGAAACAUCUUAACAAUUCCAUCAUCUCUUCUAAGAGAUGCACUGGAGGUGGCAUUUAUAAUGGAUUGGAAGAAAUUGGUAGAUUGAACACACUGAAUGACAAGAGAGAUCAAUCCUCUUUGAGAUUUAGCUCUUCAAAACGAAGGAACGUUUUAUCUGAAAUUCAUGAUUCUUCAUUGAGGCCCCUUGUGGGAAAGGGGGCUCAAAUUCUGAGGCAGCUCAAAAUCAACUUGCUUGAUAUGGAUGCUGCGCUUCCUGAAGCAGCAGUAAAAUCCUCGAAGGCUCACCUGGAAAAAAGAUGUGCCUGGCGAGCAUUUGUCAAAUCUGCUAAGUCGGUAUUUGAGAUGGUUCAAGCAACAAUUGUAUUUGAAAACAUGAUUAAGACAGAUUACUUGAGAAAUGAAUGGUGGUAUUGGUCAUCACUUUCCGCAGCAGCUAAGAUUGCUACUGUCUCCUCACUUGCCCUCAGAAUAUACACCUUGGAUGCUGCUAUUGUCUAUGAAAAGCCUCUUCCCUUCUCUUCUCCUAAAGAAAUUGCAGAAGUUGGUAGCAGAUUGGAAAAUAAUUCCUCGCCUAAUACAGAUCUAGCAAAUAAUCCAAAGCCAAGUAGCAGGUCAGUUGUAAGAGUUAGUACUGUUGAUCCGAUUGACAACGGCAAACCACAAAGCAGAUCAGCCAAGAAAAGAAAAGAUUCAGGAGGAUGAAUAUAAAAAGCAUUCAUCUUGUUGCCAGAAUCCAAAUUAACCAGCAGGUCGCAUUUGUCCGAUUUUGAACAUAAAUUUCUAACCUAACUGAAACACGAGUCGUCUAUGGGCUUGAAGACUGCUGGUAGGGGUGGGCGAAAUUGAUGCCUUUGCACCUCUGUAUAUAUAAAGUUGCUGCGUACAACAUACUGUUUUCUCAGAACUCGAGAAUCACAGUCGUUUUCCUGAAGAACAAAUCCACAUCCACAGCAAAAAAAAAAAAAAAAAAAAAAAA
Jatropha curcas is the source of this 7538-nucleotide messenger RNA. It is a transcript of the gene MBD9, whose product is annotated as methyl-CPG-binding domain 9. The record is from RefSeq and is a predicted model, not a curated record. Gene Ontology annotation, cellular component: nucleus. Lineage: Eukaryota; Viridiplantae; Streptophyta; Magnoliopsida; Malpighiales; Euphorbiaceae. Gene Ontology annotation, molecular function: protein binding.